CUUCCAUUCUUCCAUGUUUUCGCGGUGGCUCGGUACUUGAAGUCUCUAGAGAAUUUAUUCGACAUUCUUGAUAAAGUUAUACUGUGCUGCUGCUGUCGCAACUACUGCUGGGACAUGUUACUGUUAAUGUUGAUAUUGAUUUAAUUGUCCUGUCUAUCAAAAUUCAAACAUACCAAGAAACCGAUCCACCAUGACCGAUUCGGCCCACGAGGGCACCACCGCCACCCGUCAUAAUCUCCCCGCAUCCUCCUCUUCCUCCUCUUUGCAUUCCCCCAACACUUCCACUACAUCUUCUACCUCUCCUCACCAUCACCACUACAGCCAAGAUGAACAUGAACAAGAACCCGACCCCAACGCUCUCGAAAAGCAACCCACCGCUGCCUCGGGCUUCUCCGCCGCCCUGCAGACCCGCACGCAAUCCCUCGUCUCGCGCAUCCGCAGCCGCGAACCGGGCCAGACCCGCGGCUUCUCGCAUCCGCUGUCGCACACCAAGACCACCGAGGAUGUGAUUGUCGAUUUCGACGGGCCCGAUGAUCCUUAUCGGCCGAUGAACUGGAGUUUUCGGAAGAAGGCGGUGACGACGGUGUUGUAUGGGUUGACGACUAUGGGGGCUACAUGGGCAAGUUCAAUUUACUCGACCGGGACCACGCAAGUAGAUGCAGAGUUCCACGUCGGAGAGGAAGUCGGGACGCUGGGGACGACUUUAUUGCUUUUUGGAUUCGGCCUGGGCCCCCUCAUCUGGGCGCCCAUUUCCGAAGUCUACGGGCGCAAACCCGCCGUGCUAGCCCCGUACUUCAUCGCCGCGAUCUUCUCCUUCGGCACGGCGACCGCCAAAGACCUGCAAACCGUCAUGCUGACGCGCUUCUUCACCGGCUUCUUCGGCUCCGCCCCCGUCACCAACACGGGGGGCGUCCUCAGCGACAUCUGGACCGCGGAGCAACGCGGCGCCGCCAUCGUCGGAUACGCGAUGGCGGUCGUCGGCGGACCCGUGCUGGGCCCGAUCGUCGGCGGGGCGAUCACCUCGAGCUACCUCGGCUGGCGGUGGACGCAAUACAUCACGGGGAUCAUGAUGAUGUUGUUCCUGUGCCUGGAUCUCCUCUGCCUCGACGAAUCCUACCCGCCCGUGCUGCUGGUCUACAAAGCGCAGCGCCUGCGCUUCACCACCGGCAACUGGGCCCUGCACGCCCGCCACGAGGAAUGGGACGUGACCCUCCGCGAACUCGGCAACAAGUACCUGAUCCGCCCCUUCGCCCUGCUUACCACCCCGAUCUGUUUCCUGGUCGCCCUCUACGCCUCCUUCGUCUACGGCAUCCUCUACCUCAGUCUCGCCGCCUUCCCCAUCGAAUUCCAGCGCAUCCGCGGCUGGAACCGCGUCGUCGGCGCCCUCCCUUUCCUGGCGUAUCUGAUCGGCAUCCUCUGCGGCGCCGCCAUCAACCUCUUCAACCAGCGCUUCUAUAUCCGCCGCUUCAAGCAGAACCACAACCGCCCCGUCCCCGAAGCCCGGCUCCCGCCCAUGAUGCUCGGCUCCGUCUUCUUCGCCGGCGGCCUCUUCCUCUUCGGCUGGACCGGCACCCUCAACUAUCACUGGAUCUGCCCCUGCAUCGGCGCCGUCCUCAUGGGCUUCGGCUUCUUCACCAUCUUCCAGGCCGCCCUGAAUUAUCUCAUCGAUACCUUCCAGGCGGUCUCGGCGAGUGCCGUCGCCGCCAAUACCUUCAUGCGCAGUCUGUUUGCCGGCUGUUUCCCGCUGUUUGCCAAUAUCAUGUUCACGAAGCUGGGCGUCCCCUGGGCCGCCAGUGUCUUGGGCUUUGUGGCCGUCGCCCUGAUUCCGAUUCCCUAUUUGUUUUAUAUCUAUGGGAAGCGGAUCCGGGCGAGGGGGAAGUGGUCUAGGGCUUCGGUUUAUGAUUGAUUUCUCUGUCGGGGGAAAGAUACCUCGCAUGAUAUACGGGUUUCUGGGUUUGGUUUAUACAUAUAUAUAUAUAUGUAUGUAUUUUAUAUAUAUGUUCAUAUGCAUACGUCCUCAGGGGCUUUAGAUACCAUUUCAAGAUCUA
Molecule: messenger RNA, 2048 nt
Organism: Aspergillus saccharolyticus JOP 1030-1
Lineage: Eukaryota; Fungi; Ascomycota; Eurotiomycetes; Eurotiales; Aspergillaceae
Product: MFS transporter
Exons: 4
Coding region: 191-1906 (571 amino acids)
Biological process (GO): transmembrane transport
Molecular function (GO): transmembrane transporter activity
Source: RefSeq, a predicted model, not a curated record